Bombus huntii is the source of this 1065-nucleotide messenger RNA. It is a transcript of the gene Snx16, whose product is annotated as sorting nexin-16. The record is from RefSeq and is a predicted model, not a curated record. Lineage: Eukaryota; Metazoa; Arthropoda; Insecta; Hymenoptera; Apidae. The coding region runs from base 235 to 984 and encodes 249 amino acids. Gene Ontology annotation, molecular function: phosphatidylinositol binding. Gene Ontology annotation, cellular component: extrinsic component of endosome membrane; late endosome; early endosome. The transcript has 5 exons. Gene Ontology annotation, biological process: protein targeting to lysosome; endosome to lysosome transport; early endosome to late endosome transport.
UUUCGCGGAGAGGGUAUAUUUGCAAACUGUCAAUAUGUCAUAUCAGUUCCGCGCUUUUCUGUUCAUUAAAUGAAUUUUCAUUUAUAAAAUAUGUAAUAUUUUAGUGAAAUGAAAGAUUUACGGAAUAUGAUUUUAUAUUAUAAAUAUAGUUUAGAUAGAAAGUUAUAGAAUAAAACACUAUAUUGUUUAUUCAUAUUGAGUAUGCAUGGUUUCAUUUAGUUUGUUGGUGGCAAAAUGUCCACGUCAGAAUCUGGUGUGGGAUGUAUUAGUGAAGUUACACUUGCAAUUAGUAAAGCAAGGGGUUCUCAAUCAGGCACUGUAAGAGUACUGGAUAGUCCAGACUCUGAUGGAUCUGGGCAUUCAAAUUCAUUUACUGUACAAAGGUUUAAUUAUCCUAAUAAUGAUAAUGCAAAUUCCGAUAUUUUACAUCCUCCACUAACUAGUGAUGAUGUAAGAAUACCAAUUGUUGGAUAUGAAGUUAUGGAAGAAAGAGCUAGGUUUACGGUUUAUAAAUUACGAGUGGAAUUAAAAAAUGGAGACUGUUGGUUUGUAUUUAGAAGGUACACAGAUUUUGUUCGUUUACUAUCACAAUUAAGAAGGCAGAAAAUUCCAGUUUCUCAAUUAAGUUUACCAAGAAAAAAGUGGCUUGGUGAUAAUUUUGCUCCAAGUUUCCUAGAAGAAAGAAUACGGGGUCUUCAAGCAUUUGUUAAUGGAAUAUUAAGCAGCCCUCUUCUCAUAGGAACUGCAUGUGUCAGAGAAUUCUUCUGUUUGGAUGAGCCACCUGCUUUAUCUGACACAGCGGAAGAAUCUAGAGCAAUUUUUGAAGCAUUAGAAGAUACUAUAUAUCAUUUAAGACAGCAAUUAAGAGAAAGAGAUGCUGCACUUGCAGCUGAAACAGCUUUAUGCAAUGAAUUUCGGAAAAAGUUACAUCAAAUAUUGAGUGAAAGACAAACCUGUCAAAAAUGUGGUGCAUCUCAGCCAUAAUUUCUUAUGAACUAUUUUGAUAUAUGAUAUUGAUAAAAUUUAUUACACAGAGACUGGUAUAAAUAGACAAUUUUAGUUUUA